AUGAAUGGGAAAGUGGAUCUGAUAGAGGAUGAAUGCAAACCUUCAGCCUGCGUAGAUGUGACAAUAAUCACAGAGUACUGGCCGAUCCUCUCCUUCUUGUUUGCCAUUCAGGAGAUCAACCAGAAUCCCAGGCUCUUACCCAACAUCACCCUGGGCUACAGCAUCUAUGAGAACUUUUUUGAUGCAAGGGUGACGUACAACGCUUUGCUACACCUGCUGUCUACUGGGGAGGGGAAUGUUCCAAACUACAACUGUGGAAGAUGGAAUAACCUACUGGCUAUUCUCGAAGGGGCUGACUCCCAAAACUCCAUCCAGAUUUCAAGCUUGUUGGGUAUCUAUAAAAUCCCACAGGUCAGUUAUGCUUUUGUCUCUCCUGUUCUGAGCGAUAAGACCCAGUUCCCUUUUUUCUACCGGACGGUCCCCAACGAAGAAUUCCAGUACCCAGGGAUUGUCAAGCUGCUCCUGCACUUCGGAUGGACGUUCAUUGGUCUCCUUGCUAUGGACACUGAGAAUGGAGAGAGGUUCAUGAAGACCUUGACACCUCUGCUCCUCAGGAGUGGCAUUUGUGUUGCCAUCUCAGAAAGCUUCACACGACUGAAUACAAAUCAAUUAUGGCACAAUCCUCUUCCAUUUCAAAAGUGGGAACAAGUUCAUAUAUUUGUUUACUAUGUAGAUAUUAAUUAUGUUUCAGUGGGAAUGUUCAUUCUAGAAGAAACAUUUAUACAGAUCAUAAAACCCAUUGAGGGGAAAGUCUUGAUCACAACAGCUAUGUGGGACAUCUCCUUCGACUUAAUAUUCAAUUACUCAGCUUUCCAACACAUACGUGGUAUUUUUUCCUUCUUUAUUGAAAUGAAUAAAAUGACAAAAUAUGAUGAUUUUCUGCCCGUCUUCUCUGCAAUCAAGCAGUUUGGGGAGAAAGCUUUUAAUUGUUCCUAUAUAAAGCAUGCAUUGUCAGUGAAAGACUGGACAAGAUGCAGAGAGAGAGAGAAUCUGGAGAUGCUGCCCCAAGAUGAUCUACAAAAAGUCCUCUCUGUAGACAGCUACAGAAUCUACAACACUGCCCAAGCCGUGGCUCGUGCUUUAGAUGUUGCGUAUUUAUCUAGAUCUAAGCAGAGAGUGAUGGACAGGCUGCAAGGUCAAAGGUUACAGCCAUGGGAGCUUCACUGUUUCCUGGGAAACUCCCAGUUUUACAAUUCUUCCAUUGACAGUGUGUAUUUGGAUGAGGAUGGGGAACUGGCAGGCAACUUGUAUGUUGGGAACUGGGUGCUGUUUCCCAAUAAGUCUGUCCACAGGGUGACGUUUGGGAAUUUACGCAAAAAUGGACCCCUAGGCCUACAGCUCACCAUCGACCAGGAGGCCAUUGUGUGGCCCAAAUGGCUCAACCAGCCCCUGCCUCCUUCCAGGUGUGUGGAAAGCUGCCGCCCCGGAUUCGUCAAGGUGGUUCAGGAAGGAAAGCCACUUUGCUGCUAUGACUGCAUUCCCUGCGCGGAAGGGACCAUCUCCACUCAGGAAGAUGCAGAAUAUUGUACCAGGUGUCCAGAAGACCAGCAUCCAAACAAGGACCGAGAUCAGUGUAUCCCCAAGACAAUCAGCUUCCUGGCCUAUGAAGAAUAUUUGGGGGUCCUUUUGACUUCCUUUGCCCUCUUCUUGUCCUUAACCACAGGCAUUGUGUUAGGAAUCUUCAGUCAAUUCCUAGAAACUCCAAUUGUCAAAGCCAACAACCGGGACCUCUCCUACAUCCUCCUCGUCUCCCUCCUGCUCUCCUUUUUGUCCUCCUUCCUGUUCAUUGGUCAGCCAGGGAAAGCAACCUGCCUUGUGCGACAAAUAGCCUUCAGCAUCAUAUUCACAGUUGCCGUCUCUUCUAUCUUGGCAAAAACCAUCACAGUGGUGCUGGCGUUCCUGGCCACAAAACCGGGGAACAGGUUGAAGACAUGGCUGGGGAAGAGUCUGGCUAUCUCCAUUAUCUUUUCCUGUUCCUCUAUCCAAGUUGUCAUCUGUACCACCUGGCUGGGGCUCUCUCCCCCAUUCCCAGAAUCUGACAUGUACUCUCAGCCUGGAGAGAUUAUUCUGCAAUGCAAUGAGGGGUCUGUUGCCAUGUUUUAUGGUGCCCUCGGCUACAUGGGCUUCCUGGCUGCCAUCUGCUUCACGGUGGCUUUCCUAGCCAGGAAGCUGCCUGGGGCCUUCAAUGAAGCCAAGCUGAUCACCUUCAGCAUGCUGGUCUUCUGCAGUGUUUGGGUCUCCUUUGUGCCCACCUAUCUGAGCACAAAGGGGAAAUACAUGGUAGCCGUGCAGGUCUUCUCUAUCUUGACCUCCAGUGCUGGUCUUCUGGGCUGCAUCUUCAUUCCCAAGUGCUACAUUAUUGUCAUGAGACCUGAUCUGAAUACAAGAGAGCAUUUAACAGCAAAAGCAAAAGCAGAAAUCUAA
Messenger RNA from Rhineura floridana, 2424 nucleotides. Its product is annotated as vomeronasal type-2 receptor 26-like. The transcript is spliced from 6 exons. NCBI's taxonomy places the organism in Eukaryota, Metazoa, Chordata, Lepidosauria, Squamata, Rhineuridae. Gene Ontology annotation, cellular component: membrane. The record is from RefSeq and is a predicted model, not a curated record. The coding region runs from base 1 to 2424 and encodes 807 amino acids. Gene Ontology annotation, molecular function: G protein-coupled receptor activity. Gene Ontology annotation, biological process: G protein-coupled receptor signaling pathway.